AUGGAUGAUACGUAUGAUUAUGUGGCGGUGGGCCGUCCACGGUUCAUAGUUCCUGAUGAGAUUUUUACCAUGACUACACUUGAAAAAUUUCAUGGAUACACCGAUUUUGAUAAAUUGGUGUAUGAUUGUCGAAAAAAGUUGCAACGAAUAAUAUAUGUUGUUCAACGCCUGGAAACGUGCAAUAUAAAAUUGACGAGGAAGGGAGGGAUCUCGACAAAAAGGGCUAUCUUUGAGCUUCAAGAUGGUGAUAGUAUGGCAUCAACUACAGAGGAUAUCGUUGAAAUGGCAACGAAAUUUUGGAAGAAACAAUAUGAAGAUUUGGGCGAUUCCCCAGACUCUGGAUAUGUUGACCUUCCUGUCAUCGACGAGGAAAGUGCUCAACGACUUGAUCGUCCAUUCACUCAAGAUGAACUCUUCUCCUGUCUCCAGUCUAAAUCAGAUUCAGCUCCAGGCGAAGAUGGCCUCACCUUUAAAUUUUGGCAAUCCACUUGGCACAUGUACGGGGAAAUGCUUACCAAAACAGCAAAUGGUCUUAUGGAAGGGAUGAUUCCCAGCUCCAUGACAAAGAUUCUCCUAACCAUGGUUCCAAAAAGUCUGAGUCUGUUUCAUGUGAAAAAUUUACAACCAAUAGCCCUCAUCAACACCAGUCUUCGACUCAUAUGUCAAGUAAUUAAUGAACGGUUGUUACUGGUUGCGGAUCUGUUAAUAGGGCCAUACCAAACCGGCUUUCUCAAGGAUCGCCACAUCCACGAUAACAUCCUUCUGUUCCAAUCAGUACUUCACUGCUGGCGUAAAUGCGAAGAUGAUCACCCAUGGGUCGUUUUGAAUGACCCAGAUGAUCUCGCAGCCGUUCUCAUUAAGUUUGAAAAUGCCUUUGAUCUGAUCAAUCAGACAUAUAUUGGAAAUUGUUUAGAAAAGGCAGGAAUCCCUCCUCGUCUUAGAAAAGCCAUUAUGACUAUCCUUCGCACUCAACACGCACAAGUCUACAUAAACAAUGUUAUGGGUCCAAGCUUUCCAAUGAGAAGGGGUACAAUGCAAGGAAAUCCAUUCUCCCCGUUCCUUUCUAUUCUUGGAAUGGAACAGCUCUUACGAAACUUAUCAAAGAUUAAAGGAAUGUCUCUUCAGGGAAGACACAGAUUUGAUUCCACUGAAAUAAAAGUGAUGGCCUACACUGACAAGUUGAUGGUGUUCAUGAGAAAAGAGGAUCGUCCAAUAGUCAAGGAUUGUUUAUCAAAAUUCGCAAUUCAAUCAGGGUACAAGGUGAAUGUUGAUAGAAGUCUGAUUUUGGUUAAGGAAAAGGGAGAUAACCCCGAUCGGUGCCAUCAUCUUGGCUUCCCAAUAACUACAGUUGCUGAACUGUCAAAGAUAAGAUACCUCGAAGUAAGAGUUGGAGACCUUGAUUGGAAAAAAGAACACCGAAAACUCCUUAAGGUAAUUAACGACUGUCCACAAGUCCUGCCAUCUCGACUUGGGCACGCGAUUAACGCCUUACUUCCCUCUAAACUCUAUAUCAGAGAUAUCCACUCACCAAUGACAAAAGAAGAAAUCACAAGCCUCAUGGAUGCCAUCUGCAAACAGAAAUUCCCUGGCAUUGACCCCGAAACAGUCUUCACCAAAUCCCAACUCGGCGGCUUUGGCGUGCUCCAACUCGACCGUCAACUUCUAGGCAGAAGAGCUCAGGUGGUUCACGAAGCAAUCUUUGGAACUGCCUGGCACCACCGUCUCUUCCGUCUAACAAUCCAACACUGGGUUACUUGGACAAUCCAUCAAAGACAAGCGCUCGACGACAACUAUGAAACAGUGCCGUGGUAUCAUAUUCUCCUCGGAAAAUCCAUAAUUACCCCGAAUAUGCCCUACAACUUCCAAACCCCAACAUUCCAACAACUCUUUUCAAAACUGAUGUGGGCAUGUAUCUUGGCAUGGAUUGAACUCACUGGUGUACAACAUAGCGGUCCAAUCAUUCCUACCAUACAUCGGAAAGAUGAAUUUGAAAACCUUGUGGAACCAUAUCUGGGAGAACACUUCAAAUACGAUCCGGAGAUAUUCCACUCGGUGAGUAAGAAAUCUAUUCAAAUACAUCGACUUCUGCGAGAACUAGACCUGAUACUACGUCCAUCUGAUCGGAAAUGUCUUCCAAAGUUCUGGAGGAAAAUGAGUAAACAGCUUCAUGUCUUAAAUCAACCGUAUGACUACCUCCACAUGUUUCAUGUUGGUGCCGACGUCAUGACCAUUCAACAAGCACGAAAGUGUUUACUUUGCGGCUGCGCCACUAAAACAUUCAUUCACACCUUCUUUCAAUGCCGAAUAGCAUGUCAGGUGUGGCGAUAUGCGGGACUCCGUGGCCUUCCUCAGAUAUCCAAACUCGUUGGUGUCUGUGGCCAGCCGCAGGACAAAUACUGCUCGUACAUGCGUCGACUUCUCCGUGAUAGAGCUCAGAAUCAUAAAGAGAAACUCACUGAUAUAGAACUUCGUCCAUUACUUCGAGACUAUGAAACUCUCUAUAGGAAAGAGUAUUGA
Messenger RNA from Australozyma saopauloensis, 2517 nucleotides. RefSeq lists its product as uncharacterized. The transcript has a single exon. Bases 1 to 2517 code for a protein of 838 amino acids. The record is from RefSeq and is a predicted model, not a curated record. Lineage: Eukaryota; Fungi; Ascomycota; Pichiomycetes; Serinales; Metschnikowiaceae.